Macrobrachium nipponense is the source of this 1152-nucleotide messenger RNA. RefSeq names its product zinc finger protein 771-like. The record is from RefSeq and is a predicted model, not a curated record. The transcript has a single exon. Gene Ontology annotation, cellular component: nucleus. Lineage: Eukaryota; Metazoa; Arthropoda; Malacostraca; Decapoda; Palaemonidae. Bases 1 to 1152 code for a protein of 383 amino acids. Gene Ontology annotation, biological process: regulation of transcription by RNA polymerase II. Gene Ontology annotation, molecular function: DNA-binding transcription factor activity, RNA polymerase II-specific.
AUGGAGCACAUCAGUGGGUCAAGUGUUGGCUGGUACAACUGGGAGUUGGUGAAUAAUAAAGUGCAGCUCGAUCUGAUGAGCGCAGAUGUCGCCCAUCACAUAAAUCAGCAAGUGCAGGCAACUUACAGCACCCCCCAGAAUGCGUCUGUCCAGCUCUCUGUGCCUCAGACUCCGAGAGCUCUCCCAAACGUCAACGGUGACAAUUCUGGCGUCGUCGUUUCGAAAACGCUGCCGCAGAAAUCUCCGAGGUUGCGUCACCCGCACGGUGAACGGGUGGCCUGCUCUGUCUGUGGCAAGACGUACGCCUGCAAUGCAAACCUCCGGGAUCACAUGCGCAUACACACAGGGGAAAGGCCUUUCAACUGCGAUGAGUGUGGCAUGACGUUUACUCAGAGAUCAAAUCUCAGGAUGCAUAAGCGUGUUCAUACAGGGGAGAGGCCUUACAUGUGUGGUGUCUGUGGGAAAACCUUCUCGAGGUCGUCGCAUCUCCCCGGGCACAUGCGCCAGCACACGGGGGAAAAACCGUACACGUGUAGCGUUUGCGGCCAGACGUUUACGACGAGCCAGAGUAUGAAAAAUCACAAGCGAAUCCACACGGGAGAAAAGCCGUACAUCUGUGAGGUGUGCGAUGCAGCCUUUACUCAGAGCUCCACGCUCUCAACGCACAAGAAGUCCCACACCGGAGAGAAGCCUUUCAAAUGCGACAUUUGUAACAAACGUUUUAUCUUUAAGUCUGGGUUGAACGAACACAUGAUCGUGCACAGUAGAGACAAGUCCUUUCAGUGUGACCAGUGUCAUAAGAAAUUCAAAUACUCAAAUUAUUUGUCAAAACACAAAAAAAAAUACUGUGGGAAUGAUGGGUAUCGUAAACGCUGGCAGAAGCCGGUAAUUAAAAAGCAGUGCGGACAAAAGGUUGGCACCCUACGGAAACUCUCUGUGGCCUCAAAGGCAUUUGUGUCUCAGACGUUAAAUCAUUCGCCAGAGGAUGAUUUCGACUUGGAUAUGUAUGUGACUGAAGAGGAAGAACAGGAGAGGCAAAAAGUGAGCAGAAGUCGUGAAGCAGCGUUCGAAAUGAAAAAAGAAAAGCCAGCCGUCCACUUAGAGGAUGACGGAGACUGGAAGAAGGCCUGGAUAAAACAGGGUUAUAAGUAG